AUGGAAGUCAAUGGUGAACCAGAUUUAGCUGGUAUUUUCAGCGCGGCUUUAAUGCCAUUGAAAGAUAUGAAACAUGCAGAUAUUUUGGACCAGUAUGAAAUGAACAUGGCUGAUGGAAAUAUAACACCUGACGUUCUAGAACAUUUAUCUCAAAGAACUACACAGAACCAUAAAGAUGGUAUAUUUGGUGAAGAGUUUAGAAAGAAAGUUAGGGAGACAGAAGGAAGAGAACCUAUUGUACAUGACCUUGCAAACGAAAGUUUACAAAAUGUCAUAAAAACUUACUUUGCAGACAAUGAACCGAGAAGGGAUGAAUAUUUAAGUAAACUCAAAUGGACAGUACCAAAUGAAAUGUUAGUAUUGAAAAACAUGUUCCUUGACAAAAGGUAA
This is a messenger RNA of Trichomonas vaginalis G3, 390 nucleotides long. Its product is annotated as protein of unknown function, DUF4106 family. NCBI's taxonomy places the organism in Eukaryota, Parabasalia, Trichomonadida, Trichomonadidae. The coding region runs from base 1 to 390 and encodes 129 amino acids. The transcript has a single exon. The record is from RefSeq and is a predicted model, not a curated record.